Messenger RNA from Penicillium oxalicum, 1116 nucleotides. Its product is annotated as sucrase/ferredoxin-like domain-containing protein. The transcript is spliced from 2 exons. The record is from RefSeq and is a predicted model, not a curated record. Bases 1 to 1116 code for a protein of 371 amino acids. NCBI's taxonomy places the organism in Eukaryota, Fungi, Ascomycota, Eurotiomycetes, Eurotiales, Aspergillaceae.
AUGGAGCUCUUCCGACGAGGCGCCUCUUCACUUUUCGGGUCAUCCAAUGUCUCCCUCGCUUCGUCGAUGACCGAUGCCGAGACCGACGCAGUAGGGGACAAUGCCCUAUCGCAGAAAGGGUUUCGAUCGAUUUCCGAGUCCGACAAGCUUUUCGACAAGCCUGAUCCCGCGGUCGAUGGGGAGGAGUGUCUGCACGAUUGCGCAAGCUGUACGGUCAAAUACCCCGCCAAAUUCGACGUCGAUCAAGAAGAUGAGCUCUACGGACAUGUCAAGGGGUGGGCGACGCACUUGCUGGUUGCCACUGGCAAAUCAGACUGGGUGCGCGACAUUGCCGAUGAGACCGGCAGUGUCAUGGAGGCGAUCGAGAAGGGAGGAGUUCAACCAAGUAAUGGGAGCCUGAAGCUGUCAGCAUCCAAUAUGCCGGUUCCCGACGAAUAUCACAUGCAUGAAACAGGCAAACAGCCCACGAAUGUGCUCCUCCUCCCGAGUUUCACCGUCGUGGAACAAGUCACCCCACAAAUGGUCCCAGACCUGAUCGAAAACUUCGUGAACAAGUCCUUGACAACAACCACACCGCUCGGCGCACCACCACUCUCACCAUCCCCAGAUAACUCCAGCGAGGCAGACCAAAGCCAGCAACAGCCACCACAUCCAGCCAGCACCUCCCUCUCAACCAGACUUCGCUCUCAUCCAUGCCCUCACGCCGCCGUCAUCCUUCUCUGCUCCCAGCGCACCCGAGAUGCCCGCUGCGGACAGUCCGCACCUCUCCUCCGACGCGAAUUUGAACGUCACCUCCGGCCUUUAGGUCUGUAUCGCGACAUGGACGAUACACGCCCUGGCGGCGUGGGCAUCUACUUCAUCAGUCACGUCGGUGGCCACAAGUACUCGGCGAAUGUGAUCGUGUACCGUCGACGUGAUUUUGAGUGGUACAAGCGGGCUGAGGGGGAAGGCAAUCAGGACCAGGAGGGAGCAGCACAGGGAAUUUGGCUGGCGCGUGUGCGACCAGAGGAAUGCGAGAAUAUCAUUCGUUAUACGGUUCUACAAGGAAAAGUCCUUAAGCCGGGGAAACAAUUGCGAGGUGGGUUUGAUCGGGAGCGAGGAUUGACGAGUUGGUAG